Molecule: messenger RNA, 651 nt
Organism: Saccharomyces kudriavzevii IFO 1802
Lineage: Eukaryota; Fungi; Ascomycota; Saccharomycetes; Saccharomycetales; Saccharomycetaceae
Gene: ERP6
Product: Erp6p
Exons: 1
Coding region: 1-651 (216 amino acids)
Biological process (GO): intracellular protein transport; Golgi organization; endoplasmic reticulum to Golgi vesicle-mediated transport
Cellular component (GO): COPII-coated ER to Golgi transport vesicle; endoplasmic reticulum; endoplasmic reticulum-Golgi intermediate compartment
Source: RefSeq, a predicted model, not a curated record
AUGUUGUCACGCUACAUCUUCCUGGCCCUCGUUUUGUUGCCUUUCAGGGCUUCCGCAUUCUAUUUCUAUGGUUAUGGUGGAGAUCGGAAGUGCUUCAUGAAAGAAUUGUCCAAAGAUACCCUCUUAAAAGGCUCUUUCAAUUUAGGGGUUUACGAUGACAAGUUGGAGGAUUAUCCGCUUCCGAGUAGCAAGGAUUACGGCAUGAUUAUAGAUGUGGAAGAAGUGUUUGACAAUUAUCAUAGGGUUGUCCAUCAACAGAGCUCACCUUCCGGAGAUUUCACAUUUUUGGCAUUGGAAUCUGGAGAAUAUAAAAUAUGUUUUCAGUCUCAGGUGAAAAAUUGGGUAGGAAAAUCCAAAACGAAAUUGGAGGUUGAGUUUGAAGUCGGCUUUGAAGCUAUGUUAGAUUCUAAAAGGAAAGAAACCUUAAAAACUUUACAUGGGAAGGUCAAUGUAUUGAAUUCAAAGGUUAUGGAAAUUAGAAGGGAGCAACGACUAGUAAGAGAGCGUGAAGAAUCCUUUAGAGAUAUAUCCGAACAUGUGAAUUCUCGCGCAAUGUGGUGGACAGUGAUUCAAGUCAUUGUUCUGAUUUUAAUUUGUAUUUGGCAAAUGAAACGUUUGCACUCAUUUUUUAUCAAGCAAAAAGUCUUAUAA